GGUUGGUGUCCCUUAGAAACCGAGUGCCAGGGUCUGUGUGAGCUGCCUGGAUCCCCCCGAGAGCCGAGCCCACCCCGGGCUCAGCUUCGAGCCCCAAGGACACAAAAGAUGGACUGAAAGUCAAAGCCGGUGACAUCACUGGCAGAGCCACCCUCCACCAGCAGGAGAAAGCGGGCGGCUGCUCGGCGGGGGGAGCCCGGAGCCGGAGCGGAGGAUGUGAGAGGUUCAGCGAGGGGGAGAGAGAGACCUUCCCGGAGCCCACACUCGGUGAGGAUGCGGCCGCCGCCGCUGCUGCUGCUGCUGUUGCUGUGCGGGCGCAGCUCGGCCGGCGCUGGCGGCGGCUCCUGGAACUCCAGCGGCAGCGAGGAGGAGGAGGGGGCGCUGGUGCCGGGAGCCCGGCGGGGAGACGGCGGCCCGGAGCCCGGUCUGGAGGCGGGCAGCGGCCUGGAGGAAACCACCUGCGCCUACAAGGUGCUGCUGAACGGGAGGGGAGCCGAGCGGGUGUGCUUCAGGAGCACGGAGAGCGGCUUCAGCUGCGGCCCGGGCAGCUGCCGCCUCUACCGCUCGGGCCGCUCGCUGGUGGCCAACGUGCUGGCGAACAGCAGCGUGUUCCUGCAGUGGCGGCCGCCCCGCCUGCGGCACCUGCGGGGCUUCAGGCUGAACUGCAGCUGGAGCGGCCUCUACACCCGCUUCCAGUGCGACAGCGUGCAGCUCGGCGUCGCCUGCCGCGACUACCUGCUCAGCAACGUGCACGACAGCGUGGACUACCGCAUCUGCUUGCACACCCUGUACAGCAACGCCAGCCUGCGCGACGAGGACUGUCUGCAGUUCAGGGCCGAGCCGGCUGGCAUGCAGGACAUAGUCAUCGCCAUGACGGCGGUCGGCGGCUCCAUCUGCGUGAUGCUGGUGAUCAUCUGCCUCCUAGUGGCCUACAUCACCGAGAACAUCAUGCACCCCGCCUUGCCCCGGUCCUCUGCCAAGCGGGGCCACGGCGACCACAGGGUGACCACAUAGAAGCGGGAGAGGGGAGCAGAAGUGCACCGAGAGUCCUUGCAGACACGAGAGACUGCCAGAUGCUGGGAUGUGGGGCAACCUGGGGGAACCCGGGCAGGGAGAUGGGCAGUCGGGACCCUUCAUCUCGACUGA
Molecule: messenger RNA, 1146 nt
Organism: Pristis pectinata (smalltooth sawfish)
Lineage: Eukaryota; Metazoa; Chordata; Chondrichthyes; Rhinopristiformes; Pristidae
Gene: fndc10
Product: fibronectin type III domain containing 10
Exons: 1
Coding region: 274-1014 (246 amino acids)
Source: RefSeq, a predicted model, not a curated record